Molecule: messenger RNA, 1302 nt
Organism: Habropoda laboriosa
Lineage: Eukaryota; Metazoa; Arthropoda; Insecta; Hymenoptera; Apidae
Gene: prtp
Product: thioredoxin domain-containing protein 5
Exons: 5
Coding region: 1-1164 (387 amino acids)
Biological process (GO): protein folding
Cellular component (GO): endoplasmic reticulum
Molecular function (GO): protein disulfide isomerase activity
Source: RefSeq, a predicted model, not a curated record
AUGAAUACGAUUUUGUUGAAUUCUGUCAUGUUAAAAAAAUAUAUUUUUUUACUUAUAUUUUUGUUGAGUCAAGUUAAUAGUGAACAAGAAGAUCAUGCACAUGCCAUACAAUUGUCAUGUUCUACAUUCCUUGUUUUUCAUUUCAUUAGGUGUAGACACUGUCAAAAAUUGUUACCUACAUGGGAACAAUUAGCAGAAAUAUCAAAUAAAGAGGAUAAUAAUAUCAUAAUUGCAAAAGUAGAUUGUACCAGUGAUAUCAGUUUAUGUAAUUUACACGAUGUUACUGAUUAUCCUACGCUGAAAUUUUUUAAAGCUGGAAAAGAGGAAGGCAGUACAUACAGAGAUACAAAGGACUUAUCUUUACAUUCCUUAAUUUCUUAUCUUACUGAACAAAUAGGUACUAAUCUUGGGGAAGAUGAUAUUAUACCAUUACCUCCUAAACCAAUAAAUGGUUUACUGGAAUUAACAGAGGACACUUUUGAUAAACAUGUAUCUACUGGUUACCAUUUUGUAAAAUUUUAUGCACCUUGGUGUGGCCACUGCCAAAAGUUAGCUCCUAUCUGGGAAGAAUUAGCUAAUAGCUUGAGUAAUAAUAAUUUUGUUAGUAUUUCUAAAAUAGAUUGUACACAACACCGUAGUGUUUGUGGACAAUUUGACAUAAAGGGAUACCCAACACUGCUUUGGAUUGAAGAUGGGAAGAAGGUGGAUAAAUAUACUGGACAACGUACUCAUGAAGAUCUGAAAGCUUACACAUCAAAAAUGCUUGGAAAAGAAAAUGAUCAAGUUAACAUUAAGACUGAUAAUUCAGACAAUACAGCUUAUGCUGUGUUAAGUUUAACUGGAGGAAGCUUUAAAUAUGGUAUCGAAAAUGGUAUUUCGUUUGUUAAAUUUUUUGCACCUUGGUGUGGGCAUUGCAAACGUUUAGCUCCUAUUUGGAAAGAUCUUGGAAAAAAAUUUUUGACGAACGAUAAUGUGAAUAUAGUCAACGUAGACUGUACUCUGAAUAUAAGUAGAGAUCUGUGCAAUGAACAAGAAGUAGAUGGUUUUCCAACUCUAUACUUAUAUCGCGAUGGACAUAAAGUUUCUGAAUACAAUGGUGCUCGUAAUUUAGACGAUCUUUACGAAUUUGUAAUGAAUCAUGUAAAACCGCAUGAUGAACUAUGAUUAUACAUAUUUUUCUCAUAACUAAUCUAAUUUUAAAGCAAUAGCGGUAACUUAAGCUGUUUUUAGCUAUAAACCUGUAAUACUUAAUUUAAUUAUACUUAACUGUACGAAAUAUCACACAAAAAACCCCAAAGUAUC